Melospiza melodia melodia is the source of this 1357-nucleotide messenger RNA. RefSeq names its product adaptor related protein complex 1 subunit mu 2 (gene AP1M2). The transcript is spliced from 12 exons. Gene Ontology annotation, biological process: intracellular protein transport; vesicle-mediated transport. The record is from RefSeq and is a predicted model, not a curated record. Gene Ontology annotation, molecular function: clathrin-cargo adaptor activity. The coding region runs from base 39 to 1310 and encodes 423 amino acids. Gene Ontology annotation, cellular component: clathrin adaptor complex; clathrin-coated vesicle. NCBI's taxonomy places the organism in Eukaryota, Metazoa, Chordata, Aves, Passeriformes, Passerellidae.
GGUGACGGUGCCGGAGGUGACGGUGCCGCGCGGGCGCCAUGGCCGCCUCCGCCCUCUUCAUCCUGGACCUCAAGGGGAAGCCGCUGAUCAGCCGUAACUACAAGGGGGACGUGGGUCUGGGGGAGAUCGAGCACUUCAUGGGGGCCCUGCUGCAGCGCGAGGAGGAGGGGACGCUCACGCCCGUGCUGACCCACGGCCACGUGCACUUCCUGUGGAUCAAACACGCCAACCUGUACCUGGUGGCCACCACCAAGAAGAACGGCAACGCCUCCCUUGUCUUCUCCUUCCUCUACAAGGUGGUGGAGGUGUUCUGUGAGUACUUCAAGGAGCUGGAGGAGGAGAGCAUCCGCGACAACUUCGUCAUCGUCUACGAGCUGCUGGACGAGCUGAUGGACUUCGGCUUCCCGCAGACCACGGACAGCAAGAUCCUGCAGGAGUACAUCACCCAGGAGGGGAACAAGCUGGAGACGGGCAGGUCGCGCGUGCCCACCACGGUGACCAACGCCGUGUCCUGGCGCUCCGAGGGGCUGCGCUACAAGAAGAACGAGGUGUUCAUCGACGUCAUCGAGGCCGUCAACCUGCUGGUGAGCGCCAGCGGCAGCGUGGUGCUCAGCGAGGUCGUGGGCACCAUCAAGCUCAAGGUUUUCCUCUCGGGGAUGCCGGAGCUGCGCCUGGGCCUCAACGACCGCGUGCUGUUCGAGCUGACGGGCCGGGGCAAGAACAAGUCGGUGGAGCUGGAGGACGUGAAGUUCCACCAGUGCGUCCGCCUGUCCCGCUUCGACAACGACCGCACCAUCUCCUUCAUCCCGCCCGACGGCGACUUCGAGCUCAUGUCCUACCGCCUGCACACGCAGGUGAAGCCGCUGAUCUGGAUCGAGUCCAUCAUCGAGAAGUUCUCGCACAGCCGGGUGGAGAUCAUGGUCAAGGCCAAGGGACAGUUCAAGAAGCAGUCGGUGGCCAACGGCGUGGAGAUCUCGGUGCCCGUGCCCAGCGACGCCGACUCGCCCAAGUUCAAGACCACGGUGGGGUCGGCGCGGUACCUGCCCGAGAGGAACGUGGUCAUCUGGAGCAUCAAAUCCUUCCCCGGGGGCAAGGAGCACCUGAUGCGCGCCCACUUUGGGCUGCCCAGCGUGGAGAAGGAGGAGGAGGAGGGGCGGCCGCCCAUCGCCGUGCGCUUCGAGAUCCCCUACUUCACCGUCUCGGGCAUCCAGGUGCGGUACAUGAAGAUCAUCGAGAAGAGCGGGUACCAGGCGCUGCCCUGGGUGCGCUACAUCACCCAGAGCGGGGAUUACCAGAUCCGCACCAGCUGAGGGGGGGGGGGUCUCCCAUGGACCCCCCCGACCCCCAUGGACCCCCC